GUCCAGUUGGUGGCGGUAAUUCUUCAUACAAAAUGGCUGCCAACCGCCGUAAAACCGAAAGAAUAAGAAGUUGAUGGGAAGAUGGAGACAAGGGAACGUAAAUCUGCUUUCCAGCAGGACAAUGACCCUAAAUAAAACAACCAGAGCAACAAUAUUAUGGUUUACAUAAAAGCAUGUUCAUGAUCCACCCAAAGUCUUGGCCUAAUCCAGAUACGAGUAUUUAUUAUAUCCAUCUAGUUUGAGUUGCUUUAUAAAGAAUUAAAUGGGCAGAUUUCAGUUUUUAGAUGUAUAAAGCUUGUGGAAAAAGAGUGAAUACAAAUGCCACACUUUUCAUACUUUAAUGCUAAGAAACAAAACACCGUGUAUCUUCCUUCUACGUCAUAGUUAGGCACUACUUUCCGUUUUCUUGUCAUAAAAUUAAUAAUCUAAAAUUAAUACAGUGUGGUUUGCGGUUGUAACAUUAGGAAAAGUUAAAACGUUGUGAAAACUUUUGCGAGGGAUCCUGUGUGAUUGAACUCGAUAGUAGAAACAGGGGAAUCGUGAAUACAAUCAUAUAAAUGGUCCGGCGACCUUCUUGUAAAAAGGGAAUUUCUUCAUUUGUUCGCAUUUAUAAUGCGCCUGUCGUAGUUACAUGUUAAAAUAAACUGUUUCAGAACUAAUUUACUGAGGAAAUGUGUGUAAAAGUGUGYUUUUCGUAACAUUCGCGUUGAUUUUUAGCGUAGUCUAACGCCUAUCACUUUAAAUGGCGUUCAUUCGAUGUUAGCUGGAGGCUAACUACAAUGGCGUCUCAAUCUGGAAAAAUCUAGAAGGAUUUGCUCGUUUUUACGCAUUCUGGUGUUCUAUCCAAAGGCCGAGAAUUACUUUAGACACAGUCUAAUGGCCUACUUUGACAAUUGUUGGCCAUUAACCAACAAUUAUCUGAGCGGCUAGUCCUAGCGUUAAAAGCGAGGAAACGUUGCCGAGACCUCGCGGUGGGGGACCGGGGCUUUGCUCUCGGCGGAAGGAUACACGUUUUGGGUUCUUUGAUGGUUCGACGGCAGAAGGUAGCGAGGAAGGACGGAUCGGCGUGGCACUGUUCCACUGAAGAAGGUCGUCAUAGUAAAAACCAGUUCCCAAGCAGAGUGGAGCAGAGCUGACCGGUCGUUGGUCCAGAGCGGGUUAGAGGUUGUGGAUCUGUCCGUUUGCCAAGGAAGGCAUUAAAAACCUCAUUGGUCUUGUGUCUGGUUCUUUACAGAUCUUGAGCUAAUUUUAAAAACCCCAACAGUUUUGGUCCAGGUCAGCAUUCAUCCAGCCUGCUUCUCCCAGGAGCACUGAACUUCCUGUAAAUAUGGAUUUAGCAGCAGUGAAAACACGCCAGAGUUCGGAUGUGAUCUGUUUGACAUCAGAAGAUGACGAGGACGUGGUUUACAUGUCGACGGAUCAGAAACCCGAUCUGAAGCAGGAGGCUCAGGCGAAGGAGCAGAUCCAGCGCGUGGACAAGCAGAUUCCCGCAAACGAUUUGGUGAACUUCAUCAGAACUUACUUCCAGGAUGAAGUUUACUCAGCGGAGCCGGAGGACAUCAUGGCGGUCGUCACCGACCGGCCGUACUCUGUCUACCUGUACGUAGGUGUGGAGCUGGGCGCGGGACGCAGCGCCAGCGUCCUGCUGAUCGGAUACUUCGACGAGCAUUCAUGCCGAAGCGUGGUGAAGCUGCUGCACACUCUGCAGAUGAGCACCGACAGCGCCGACCCUCGCCAGCCGAUGGACACGGAUGUCAUGGCGCGCGUCGCCGACUCGGACGCCUGGCUGCUGGUGGAGGUGCUGCGGAAGUACGAGCUGCCGCUGUCCAACCUGGUGGCGUUCUACUGCAGCGCGCCGCAGCCGAGCCUGAGUCGGGUGUUUGUGUCGCAGCUGCAGGCGUUCAGCCCCAAGCUGCUGUCGCUCUGCAGCAUCCCGGGGAUCGCAGAGCGCACCUGCCAGGCCGGACUCACCGCUGCCUUCAGCCACGCCGUCGACCUCAUCACAGACGUCCACCGCCACUACUCCAUCUGCCCGUCCAUCAACGGCAGCCUGACGGAGGUGUUCGCCGACACCGGCCCGCACCUCCCACAGUAUCUGCUCCUCGCCCACAGCGUGCAGAAGAUGGCCGCCCGGUGGCAGGACCUGCAGGAGUACUUUAAAUCGCUGAAUGAGGCGGAGGCGUCGAUCCGGAGCCGGCUGCUGGACGACGCGGUCCGGCUGCAGUUCCUGUUCCUGUCCCACGCCUUGGAGCCCCUCAGGGCGCUGAACAAGCUGCAGCAGGGCGGGACGGCGGAGCUGAGCAUGGAGCUGCAGCUCACCUCCAUCCUGAUGGAGUCCUACACCGCCAGCAUCUGCCGGCCGCACGCCGUCGACCGCUUCCUCCUAGAGCGGGAGCUGGAUCUGCUUCACGGCGACGAGCUGCUCCCCGUCGCCGAGGUGAACGUCGGGACGCGCGCGUCGGACUUCAUGUUGGCCUUCGGGCCGAGUGUGGGGGAGCAGAACCUGGCCCGGUUCCUGAGGGACGCCCAGGCGUUCUACAGAGCCGCCCUGCAGAGUCUGGUGGAGAGCAUUCCCGGCCCGCUUGGAGACGUGACGCUCAGGAACAUCGGGCUGAUGCUGAAAAGUCCAGAAAGUAUCACAGAGAAACAUUUUCCCUGGGAGGUGCUGUCGGUGAUGGCCGUCCAGCUGGGGCUCUGCGCCGCCGGGCCUCCAGAGGCGGAGCUGCAACGCAGCUGCUGCCAUUUCAGGAAGCUCAUCCAGGAACGGAGCAGCAGCGACGAAUGUAGCAGCUGGGUGAAGAUCUUGGACAAAAUGAAGCCGUGGCCCACUCUGCACAAGCUGCUUCUGACCCUGCUGGCGCUGCCCAGCUCUCUGCACCAGACACAGGUGUUUGCUAAGGCCUACAGGAACCUGAGAAUCCCUCCCUACAGGGAGAAAACUCCUGUGGCCUCACCGCACAUGGAGGUCUGGGGACAACGAUCGCCAGUCGGUAGGAAGAAACUAGCUUCUCUGGAGGCUUUUGGCUGCCAGAAAGUCAUAGUGAAACAUGGUGAGAGCUCAUCAGAGGAAGAUAAGAGUCCUGCAGUGAAGCCUUUAAUAUAUAAGAAGACGCAUAACAGGAGUGUGGAUGACAUGGACUACACAGACAAUUCCUCAGAUGUGAUCGACAUCACAGAAGAGCCCGUGAAGUCUCCGGCCGGCGAGCGGACGAAGACGAGUGAAGGAAUUCAUCAGGAAGAGUUUAUCUUCAUCGUGACGAGCGAUGAAGAGGAUCAGAUCUGGGACUCGACAACGAAGCUACCGGGUUGUGAAGAAAAAUCUGUUGGGGAGCUGGUCUGGGGUCAGAUCGAGGGUUUCUCCCCGUGGCCCGGCGUCGUCGUCCCUUUUAAAGACCAGGUCCAUCUUCCUCAGAAGAGGAUGGUGGAGUGGUACGGCCAGAGAAUGUGCUCUCAGGUCAGUCUCCAGUCUCUGAAGCCGUUUGCUGCUUUCAGCCAGUAUUUCUGCGCCAACUCCUUUGCAACCCUGGUCACCUACCGAGAGGCCGUCCUCUCAUCGCUGCAGGAGGCAGCGAUGCGCUGUGGGAAGAAGUUUUCUCCUUUGCUCCAAGACAGCGAAGAAGUUCUGAAGCAGGUUCUGGACUGGGCGUUCGGGGGCUUUCAGCCGACCGGUCCGGAGGGACUCAAACCUAAACGAGGUGUUGUUAAAACAUUCACCAGGCCAAAGGUGAAGAAGAAACUUUUUGAAAAGUCCAACCCAGCUCCCGCCUCCUCCACCCCGACGGAGAACAAAGAUGGCGUCGAGAUGAAACACGUAGCCGUCUUGCUCAACAAACUGUCGUGCUCUUCCAGAAAUCCGCCCUCCAGCUCCAAAGCCAACGGGGAAACCAGAUCGGGUUCUGCUGGAAAAAGGUCCAAACCUCCAACUCCCUACAGCGGGAAGCAGGGAAAGGAAAGAUCCCAGAUGGAGAAGGACAAGUGGGACGCAGACUGGGACCAGGUGAAAAGCAAAUGGCAGAGACAGAAAGUCCGAGGGCGGAGCCUGAAGAAGAGCUACCGCUGGCUGUCUGGGGAGGAUAACGACAUGUCGCCGGACUUUAUCCCACAGAGGAAGAGGAGCUACACCAAAACGUACAAUAAGGUCAACGUGACGAGCGGCGUUUACACGCAGCCGGACCAGAAACUCAGAGAGAAGACCAUCAACCAGAUCCUGGACUUGAGCCUCGACAUCGAAGAUUUCUGUUUGUGCUGCGGAACCAAAGAAAUCGAGAUUUCCCACCCGCUCUUCAAGGGAAGCCUCUGCUUGAAGUGCAAAGAUAACUUCACGGAGACGCUGUACCGCUACGAUGACGACGGAUACCAGUCCUACUGCACCAUCUGCUGCUACGGCAUGGAGGUCAUUCUCUGCGGACACGACGGCUGCCACAGGUCUUUCUGUGAGGACUGUCUGAACAUCCUGGUUGGUCCAAGGACGUUCGACUCUCUGAAGGUCGUGGACCCGUGGAUCUGCUACCUGUGCCAGCCUCACCAGCCCCACGGCGCUCUGGUUCCCAGGGAGGACUGGAGGUUUCGCAUCCAGGAGAUGUUUGCCAACAACAGCGCCAUGGAGUUUGAGCCGCAUCGCGUCUACCCGUCUGUCCCCACCGCCAUGCGCCGGCCUCUGCGGGUUCUGUCGCUGUUCGACGGGAUCGGGACAGGCUACUUGGUGCUGAAGGAGCUCGGCUUCAAGGUGGAGAAAUACGUCGCCUCUGAGGUCUGCGAAGAUUCGGUUGCCGUGGCAACCAUCAACCACGACGCGAAGAUCGUCCAUGUCGGAGACGUCCGAUUCGUCUCCCAGGAGCUGCUGGAGAAGUGGGGGCCGUUCGACCUGCUGAUUGGCGGCAGCCCCUGCAACGACCUGUCCAUCGUGAACCCGCUCAGGAAAGGCCUCUAUGAAGGCACCGGCAGGCUGUUUUUCGAGUUUUACCGCAUCCUGCAGCUGCUGAAGCCCAAAGGGGACGACGAGCGGCCGUUCUUCUGGCUGUUCGAGAACGUCGUUUUCAUGAACACGCACGACAAAGUCAACAUCUGCCGCUUCCUGGAGUGCAAUCCUGUGAUGGUGGACGCGGUGAAGGUGAGCCCGGCGCACCGAGCGCGAUACUUCUGGGGAAACAUUCCCGGGAUGAGCAGGCCCAUCAUCGCCUCCCAGAACGACAAGCUGAACCUGCAGGACUGUUUGGAGCUCGGCAGAGAAGCCCGGGUCACCAAAGUGAGAACCAUCACCACAAAUCCCAACUCCCUGAAGCAGGGGAAGGACGUGUCUCUGCUGCCGGUCCUGCAGAACGGGAGAGAGGACAUCCUCUGGAUCACCGAACUGGAAAAGAUCUUUGGUUUCCCCAAACAUUACACCGACGCGAGGAACAUGAACCGGCAGCAGCGGCAGAAGCUGCUGGGCAAGGCGUGGAGCGUGCCGGUCAUCCGCCACCUCUUCGCCCCGCUGAAGGAGUACUUCGCCUGCGAUGAGCUUCCUCCCAUCGCCGCCGCCGCCGCCGCCUGCGUCUCCGCCGCCAGCACCGCGCCGUCCUCGCCCAACUCCCCUGACCUGCAGCAGCUCCGAUAGAUCCGGAGCUGCGCCACGGUUCCGUUUCCCGUCUGGGACGCAGAACUACGUAGUUGGGUGAAAGUAAAUCACUAUUUAACGGUUUAUUAWCUUUACAUUAAGUCUGUUAGCUUUCUACACUGCCGAUCACUCAGUACUCUCAAUUUUAACUAAAUAAUCUCCGUAUUUUGUGCAAUUAAUGGUGUAAUUCCGCUGCCUCUGACCAGCAGCUGUUUUCCUCAGGAAAUGUGUGUGAAUGCACCAGUGUAUCGGUUUUUAAGAUGGAUGAAACAACCUCAUGGUUGAUGAAAUAUUUUUGGGCUGCAUCUGCAGAAUGUGACUCAUGUGAAGCUUUUUAAAAUCAAAACUAGUUGACUGUUUUUAUAAGACUGUUGUAACGUUUGAGUUACUUUUUUAAAAUCUUUAUUGAUUUGGGGUUUGAGCUCUACUUAUAUGGAGGACUGAUCCUGCCAAAAUUAGCCAAAACUAUGGAGAAAAAUUGACUUUGUAAAGUAAUUGCACUAAAAAAAAAGGUAUUAAAAUGUCAAUAAAAAAUUUUCCCAACUUAUCUAAUUAUACAAUGUAACAUGAAUUAUUUGUUAAGAUAACAGAAGAGUAAAAAAAUGCAAUGGAAAAAUUACAGAAGAGAAUAAAUAUAUGAUUUAAAAAGUGACUAAAUAAAUACUCAA
Messenger RNA from Poecilia reticulata (guppy), 6264 nucleotides. RefSeq lists its product as uncharacterized. Gene Ontology annotation, biological process: negative regulation of transcription by RNA polymerase II. Gene Ontology annotation, molecular function: DNA (cytosine-5-)-methyltransferase activity, acting on CpG substrates; DNA binding. The record is from RefSeq and is a predicted model, not a curated record. NCBI's taxonomy places the organism in Eukaryota, Metazoa, Chordata, Actinopteri, Cyprinodontiformes, Poeciliidae. Gene Ontology annotation, cellular component: nucleus.